CCCGGCGCGGUGACGUGGGGUGGCCCCGGGCCAGGAAGGGGAACCGCCGCCUGCCAGCCCCGCCGAAAGACCAGCCCAAACAACUUUUCUUUUGUGCGUGGCCGCGGGCCCUUCCCCGGCUGCCCGAGCUCAUGGCGGAUUAAACCCUCCCCCCGCCACACACACCCCCCGCGCCCCCGGUCCGGGCAGUGACCUGGCAGCGUCCCCACGAUGCCUCUUCACGCCGGCAGAGCCGCGGCUCUCCUCGCUUGGGUGAAGAGCACCAAAGUGUGCAGCGAUCCCCUGGAUGAGCUGUCACAGCUCAAGGACUGCAAUGUCUUCAUCAGGAUCAUCAACAAAAUCCACAGGAGCGAGGAGGGGGCGGCCGUGCUGGAGCAGCCGCUGCCGGACAGGAUCUCCUUCAUCCGGGGCUUCCUGCAGAAGCACUGCAGGCACAAGUCAGCUGUGGAGAACCUGGUGCCAACACAGAAGCUGCUGGAGGGGGAGGAGCUGGUGCUGGCCAAGGUGGCUGUGCUGCUCCUCUAUCACACCUCCAUCAGCUGCAAGACCCCUGGGGACUGGAAUGAGUUUGACUACAAGACCCAGGUGGAGCUGGCAGCCAUCCUCAGGUUCGUUCUGGACAACGAGGAGAGCCUGAAUGAGAACCUGGAGGCGUUUCUGCAGAGGAAAGCAUCGCCCUCGCCCAGCAGCAGCUCGGAGGACCCCUCACCUCUGUUCUCCUUCCCACACAAGCGAGAGGUGCGUUUCCUGGAGCUGCAGAAGAUUGCUUCCUCCUCUGGAGCCAACAAUGUGUUCCCAGGGCCCCCCUCCUCUCCCGUGGGGGACGUGAUGCAGACCCCCCAGUUCCAGCUGCGCCGCCUGAGGAAGCAGUUGGCCCUGGAGAGGGAGAACAGGGACGAGCUGGAGGUGGAGCUGGCGGAGAAUCGGAAGCUGCUGACAGAGAAAGAGGCUCAGGUCACCAUGAUGCAGCAGCGCAUCGAUCGCUUGGCUCUGCUCAACGAGAGGCAGGCGGCGGAUCAGCUGGAGCCCAAGGAACUGGAGGAGCUGAGGGAGAAGAACGAGAGCCUGAUGCUGCGCCUGCACGAGGCUCUCAAACAGUGCCAGGACCUGAAGACCGAAAAGGGGCAAAUGGACCGAAAGAUCAACCAGCUGUCCGAGGAGAACGGGGACCUGUCCUUCAAGCUGCGGGAGAUCGCCAGUCACCUGGUGCAGCUGCAGGACGCCCUGAACGAGCUGUCGGAGGAGCACAACGCGGCCCUGGCGCAGUCCCAGGAGAAGCAGGGCCAGCUGGAGAGCGAGCUGCACACUGCCCUGCAGGACAAGAAAUGCUCAGAAGAGAAGAUUGAGAUUCUCCAGGGGAAGAUCUCUCUGCUGGAGGAGCAGCUGGCCAAGCUGGGUGACUGCAGUGCCCUGGAGAAGGGAGAGGUCCUGGGGGACGCCCUGAAGCUGGAAGAGCUGAAGCAGGAGGUUUCCAGCCUCGCUGCUAAAGGGGCCGAGCUCCAGGCCAGCGUCCUGCAGCUGCAGGAGGAGAAGCAGCAGCGGGAAGCGGCUCUGCAGGCGGAACGCGGCCGCUUCGAGGAGGAGAAGCAGCGGCUGAGCGGCCUCGUGGCCAACCUGCAGAGCUCCCUGAGCGACAGCCACCGCGCCAGGGACGGGCUGGAGCAGGAGCUGCGGGGCCGCGAGGCCGAGGAGGAGGCUCGGCGCCAGGACAGCCUGCGGGAGAGGGACUCGGCCCUGCAGCAGCUGCAGCAGCUGCAGGAGGCCAACGCAGCGCUGAGCGCGCAGCUGCAGGCCGCGGCACAGGCCCGGGACGCCAGCCAGGAGGAGCAAAGCGAGCUGAGGCAGAAGGUGACGGAGCUGGAAGGCAGGAUCCUGGAGCUGGGCGCCCAGAGGCAGCAGGGAGCGGCCGAGGGGCUGAAGGCUCAGCUGAGGGAGCUGGAGGGGAGGCUGAAGGAGAGCCAGCAGCGCCUGGCCGAGAGGGACAGGCUGGCCAGGGAGAACGGCCGGCUGCAGGAGAGGCUGCUCUUCCUGGAGGAGUCCCUGCGCAACACCGAGGGCAUCCUGGAGGACGAGAAGCGGAGGGCGGCCGAGAGCCUGGAGAGCAGCCUGGCGCGCGUGGCCGAGCUGGAGGCCGAGCGGCAGCGGCUGCUGCAGGGCCCGGAGCGCCACGAGGGCCUGGCCGCCCUGCAGGCGCAGCUGGCCGCGGCGCAGCAGCGCGAGAAGGAGAAGGAGGCCGAGGAGCGGGAGCUGCGGGCCGAGGCGUGCGCCCUGCGGGAGGCGGCGGCGGCGGCCGAGCGGGCGGCCGCCCAGCGCCUGGCCGGGCUGGAGGCCGACGCCCGCGGCGCCGCCGAGGCGCUGGAGGCCGUGAGCCGGCAGCUGGCCCAGGAGCAGCUGAGGUGCCAGGAGCUGGAGGGGGCCGUGGAGCGGCUGCGGGGAGCCGGCAGGCAGCGGGAGCUGGAGGCCGAGGCGGAGGUGAGGCAGCUGAGCUCGCGGCUGGAGGAGACGCUGCGGGACGCGGCGCGGAGCGAGCGGGAGGCCGAGGGCUCGCGGCAGGAGGCGGAACGGGCCAGGGCCGACGGCGCCAGCGACAGAGCCCGCAAGGCAGAGCUGGAGGUGCAGCUGCAGAACGCCCUGAACGAGCAGCGGGUGCAGCGGGAGGAGCUGGGCCGGGCCCGCGAGCUGCUGCAGCGCAGGGACGCGGAGCUGGAGGAGCUGCGGCGCGCAGAGGCGGCGCGGGGAGAGGAGCUGAGGGAGCUGCAGCAGGAGCUCGGCAGGCUGCAAGGGCAGCUCGAGGCGGCCAAGGAGCGCAAGGCCGAGGGGGCCGACGAGCCACGGGGCUCCUCGCAGGCCGCCCAGAGCGGGGCAGGGCAGGAGGAGAGCGGCGAGGCCGCCGGGUCGAAGGAGACGGCUCUGCGAAGGCCAGAGGAGGGGAACCCGCACGGUGAGGAGCCCGGCCCCGGCCAGGACGUCUCCCAGGAGAAGCUGAAGGAGAUGCAGGAGCUUCGUGUGCAGCUGCAGGAGCUGCGGCAGCAGCGGGAGGAGCAGGAGGCGGCGGCCGGGCGGCAGCGAGCCGAGCUGGAGGCCUCGAGGAGGGAGGCGGCCGAGCAGAGGGAGAAGGCGGCCGAGCAGCAGAAGCUGCUGGAGGCCUCGAGGGCGGCACAGGCCCUGCACGAGGCCACGGUGGAGGCCCUGAGGAAGGAGCUGCAGGAGACGGGCAGGGAGCUGCUCCAGAGCAAGAGCCUGGUGGCCGGCGCCGAGAAGGAGCUGCUGUCCCUGCGCUCGGCCGCGCAGGAGAAGGGCCGUGCCGAGGAGAGCUGGAAGGAGCAAGUGUCGCAGUGCGUGCAGGAGCUGGAGAGGAAGAACAGCCUGAUCGGCAGCCUGGAGCACGAGGUGUCCAUCCUGCACAGGCAGGUGACGGAGAAGGAGGGCGAGAGCAAGGAGCUGAAGCGCCUGAUCCUGGCCGAGUCGGAGAAGAGCAAGAAGCUGGAGGAGAGGCUGCGGGUGCUGCAGACGGAGAUGGCCACGGCCGCCUCCCGCGCCGCCGAGCGCUGCUCCCUCAUGAAGGUGGAGGUGCAGCGGUGCCAGGAGGAGAUGGAGAAGCAGCGCUCGGCCUUGGAGGCCCUGAAGAGAGACCGGCACUGCCAGAGCGAGCGCGAGGACGAGCUGCGGCAGGAGGUGAAGGUGUGCCAGGACAAGUGCCUGCAGAAGGAGCAGCUCCUGGCGGCCCUGCAGCAGGAGCUGGGCAGCGCCCAGGCGCUGGCCGGGGAGCUGCCGGCGCUCAAGCACCUGUGCCAGCAGCUGCAGGCCGAGCGCGCCGCGGCCGAGAGCCAGCACCGGCAGGACCUGGAGCAGAGAGCCAAGGCGGCGGCCGCCCUGCAGGCGGAGCUGGCGCGGGCCGAGCUGGAGGCCGGCGAGGCCGCGGCGCUGCGGGAGCGGGCGGCCGAGCAGGAGCGAGCCCUGCAGCGGCUGCAGGCCGAGGCGGCCGCCCUGCAGCAGGCCAACGCGCGCCUGGCCGAGGAGAACCGCGGGCUGGGCGAGAGCCGCAGCCGGGGGCAGCAGCGGCUGGAGGCGGAGCUGGGCCAGGCCCGAGAGCGGCACGCGCGGGAGCUGGAGCGGCUGCGGGCGGCCGAGCAGGAGCGAGCGGCCAGGGACAUGGAGGCGGCCAGGAAGGAGCACGAGAGCAGCAAAGCGGCGGCGCUGGAGGAGAGGAGGAAGCUGCUGGAGGAGAGGCAGUGGAUGAAGGCUCAGGUGGAGCAGCUGGAGGCCCUGCGGAAGGAACAGGCCAAGCAGGUGGAGGAGCUGAACAAAAGUCUGCUCCAGCACGAGAAGUUCACUCGCAGCCAGCAGCAGAGAGUGAAGGUGCUGGAGGAGGAGCUGCAGGCAGAGAGCACACGGCAGAAGGAGAAGGUGGCUGAGCUGCAGGCACAGUUGGCCCAGAAGGAGCAGGCAGCUGAGCACUACAAAGGGCAGAUGGAGAAGGCCAAAACUCACUAUGAUGCAAAGAAGCAGCAGAACCAGGACCUGGCAGAGAAGCUGAAGGCCAUGGAGCAGCUGCAGCAGGAGAACGCGGAGCUGCGCAGCGAGUCGGAGCGACUGUCCCGGGAGCUGCAGCACAGCGUGCAGCAGGCGCAGCAGGCAGAGAGCAGCUGCAGGAGCCUCACGGGGCAGAUCCGCAGCCUCGAGGCACAGGUGGAGUUUGCCAACCGGCAGCUCCAGGAGCUCGGCAGCUUCCAGACGGCUCCGGACGCGCCCAAGGGCCGGGAAACCUUCCGGCAGAACCCGUCCGACCUCAGCACCGACAGCCUCGACCUCAGCCUGGAGGAGCCCGAGCCCCUCAACUCCACCAGGAAAGGCGCUCGCUCGCAGUCGGAGGCCUCGGCCGAGCCGCCGCCGUCCCGGCGCCUGCCCGGCAAAGUGGAGUCCCUGGAGAGCCUCUACUUCACCCCCAUCCCGCCCCGCACCCGCUCCCAGCUGCAGAGCAGCCCCGGCUCCCUGCGCCAGCCCUCGCCCGACUCCGGCCGCACGACGCGCUCGGCGCGGCGCAGAACCACCAUCAACAUCACCAUGACCAAAACAGAGGCCGAGGACACCGACGCCUCGUUCCGCAGCCUCCCCCCGGCUCAGCCCCCGGCCAAGCCCCGCCUGCGCUCGGCCGCCUCCGACCGCUCCCUCAGCAGCUUCUCGUCCCAGGAGUCGCUGCUCAAGCUGGACACCUCGUCCCCCCAGGACCCCCCCGGGCAGUCGGCGCUGCUGGGGCUGCCCGGCUACCGGCCCGUGACCCGCAGCUCCCUGCGGCUGCAGAGCGGCAGCAGCUCCAGCCUGGGCCGCAGCAGCAUCUACGUGGGGACGUGCCAGGACGAGCCGGAGCAGCCGGAGGAUUGGAGCCGCAUCGCGGAGCUGCAGCAGCGCAACCGCGCCUGUCCCCCCGCACCUCAAGACGUGCUACCCCUGGAGAGCAGGCCCUGCAACUCCCUGGGCGUCAUCACGGACGAGGAGAUGAAGACGGGCGACCCGCAGGAGACGCUGCGCAGGGGCAGCCUCCAGCCGCCAGCGCCCGGCGCCCGCCGCAGCAGCGUCAGCACGGGCUGGGGCAGCGGCAUCACCACGCGGCAGCAGCGCAAGCGGCUCUCGGACCAGUCCCACCAGGGCCCCGACACCCCCGAGGCCAAGAAGCCCACGAGCUGCUUCCCCCGGCCGCAGACCCCCCGGCAGCGCGGCGAGCGCCGCAGCUCCCAGCUCAGCCGCCGCAGCGAGCAGCAGCCGCAGCCCGAGCGCCGCCAGUCCCUGGCCUUCAGCAUCCUCAACACGCCCAAGAAGCUGAGCAGCAGCCUCCUGCGCCGCGCCGCCCGCAGGGCCCCGGCCAAGGGCUCCCCCCGCGCCAGCGCCCGCCGCUCGCCCCGCAUCGCCGGCAGCCGCUCCCCCAAGGGCAAGGCCACGCGCCGGGCGCUCAAAGACACCAAGUUCUGAGGCUGCCCCGGCCCUGGGGGGUGUCUGUGCCCCCCUCCCCCCUCCCCUGAGACCCCCCCUCAGCAGCAUUGGGGGGGGAUAAAAGGACCUCCCUCCCCCACUGUGCAUCCCCCCAUGGCCCAGCCUGGGGGGGCUGGGGGCAUCCACCCCCCAAUGGGACGGGAUGAGAUGGGGUGGGAUGGAGCAGCCCCACCGUGCCCCCCGGGCUGGGGUCUGGGGGUGCCCCCCCUCCUGUCCCAGCGCCUCGGGGGGGUGAGGGGGGUUUUAAACUCCUUUCUACAUGUAAAUAAAGUGUAUUUUUCUCCUG
Molecule: messenger RNA, 6274 nt
Organism: Colius striatus (speckled mousebird)
Lineage: Eukaryota; Metazoa; Chordata; Aves; Coliiformes; Coliidae
Gene: NUMA1
Product: nuclear mitotic apparatus protein 1
Biological process (GO): establishment of mitotic spindle orientation
Cellular component (GO): spindle pole; spindle microtubule; centrosome
Molecular function (GO): microtubule binding
Source: RefSeq, a predicted model, not a curated record